Molecule: messenger RNA, 543 nt
Organism: Helicoverpa zea (corn earworm)
Lineage: Eukaryota; Metazoa; Arthropoda; Insecta; Lepidoptera; Noctuidae
Product: dynein light chain Tctex-type 5-B-like
Exons: 3
Coding region: 1-543 (180 amino acids)
Biological process (GO): microtubule-based movement
Cellular component (GO): cytoplasm; cytoplasmic dynein complex
Molecular function (GO): dynein intermediate chain binding
Source: RefSeq, a predicted model, not a curated record
AUGGGGGCGAAGUCCGCCAACAGCGAGACUGGAAAGUCCAUGGCCAGCAUGAAUCAGGGAAAGUCUUUAAGUAGAAUGAAAGUCAGACGAAAAUCUUAUGGCUUUGGUGGUGGCGUAGCUGGAAUCAAAAUAGCUGCAGGAGAACAUCGAUCCUCACUGCAUGGAGCUGAUUAUAAGCGACCUCAACUGCUUUACCUACCCACGUAUCGACUGGAACCUCGUGUCAAGUUUCACGUGCCCAGUGUAGAGAAGGUCAUUAAUAAAGUCCUGGAUUUCUACUUCACGGACUAUGAAUAUAAUGUUGUGCAAUCACCAGGCCUAACAGUGAUCAUGGCAGGAGAAAUAAUGAAAGGCGUCAAGGCUUUUUAUUUCGACCGCUACAGAAUCAUCGCUGUGGUCACCAUAGCUCAAAAGAGGCAGCAAUCCUAUAACAACGCGGUUGCUUUCCUAUGGGACCAUGCUAGAGAUAAUCUAGUUGACAUCUUUAGAGAAGUCAGCACAGCAUUUGUUCAAGUCACCGUCUUUGGAGUAUACCUCGACUAA